GCUUCCGGCCCGGCGGCAGCGACCUCGGCGGCGGGGACAGCGCCCACUGGCCCGGGGGCGAGCGAGCGAGCAAGCGAGCGAGCGGCGGCAGGAGCAGCGGCGGAGGCGGAAAAUAUGAAGGAUAUUCUUGUGAUAUAUGAACAAGAAGCAGAAGAGUGGGCUCUGUAUUUAAAAUCUCUUUUUGGACACAUAGUGAAUGAAGGAGGAAUCUUACUCUACGAUAUAGUGACUUCGUCUUUCAAGCAUGAGGAGCUGUGCUCUUUACCCUCUUAUAAAUGUAAACUCCUGAUACUCUCGUGUGGACUUCUUAACUGCCUGAAUCGAAAGAGAAGUUAUUUUCUGAAGCAAGUUCUAAAACCUCUGGAUAAUGUGGUGAUUCUACUUUGUGGGGUACAGAAUUCAGAGAUUCUUUAUGAGAUACUAUCCUUAGAUGGAGGCAGCAAAGAGAUUUCCACUGAUCAAGAACCUGAGGAAUAUCUAUCUGUUGUUACUGGAAUUAUUCAACCAGGUAAGCCACAAAAUGAAAAUCCUGGAGACUCUUUGUCUUACAUCUAUGAAGCAGUUCUUGCAGAUGAUCACCAGGCUAGCUCUGAUGUGAACUUGUCAGAUGUCAGGGGAGCAUCAGAAAAAACAGACCUCAGUUUCAAAACAGAGGUACUUUCUGAAACAUUAGAAACUAACAAGCAGUCGAUUUUGGUGCUUCCAGGAAGAAUAUCAUGUGAGAACCCUGGUGAGAUAUUCAUUUUGUUGAAAGAUGAAAUAGGUGAUGAAACUUUAGAAAUUGAAUUCAUAGCAGAUAAUCAACGAAUUAGGAUACAGCCACCCUCUUGGAAUAAGAAGGUCAAGUACAUGAAAGCCUUAGAUUUUCCUGCUGGCCCUGUAUAUAUAAAUGUCUACUGUGGGGGAGUCAUUAAGACCACAGCACAGAUUGAGUACUAUACUGCACUAGAGGAGAUUGAGCACAGUUUUAAGAAAGUGGCUGAUCCAAUAGCUUUCACUUGUCAGGCUUUUAAAUUUUCUUCUGUUGAGAAGCUGGACAACAUUAUGACUUUGUUAUUGAAAAGCAAAAUAUCUUCUUACGAAUUCAGCCCAUUCCAAAGUGAAGAGAGGUGCCAUCAACAAGCUAAUAGCCAUUUGGAAGAAUUUCCUACUCUCCUUCACUGUGCAGCCAGAUUUGGAUUAAAGAACCUUGCAACAUUUCUACUCAGUUGUCCUGAGGCCACACGGGCUUGCAAAAUAACCGACAAAUAUGGAGAUGAUCCAGCAAGUAUCGCUGAGAAACAUGGGCACAGAGAACUAAGAAAAUUAAUCAAAGAAUUGUCAAUUAAUACUGCAGAUAAUUUCACCAAUUGUACGGGGGAAGCAGAAGACGAUGACACUUAUGUGCUUAUGUCAGGUUCAGAAACUCUACCAGCCGUGACACUAAAAGCCAAGCAGAACCCAGGAGAUCAAUAUGGAAUUGGAUCAAGAUGCCAACAAGAAGCCAAGGUGGAUCAGGAAAAGAAAGAUGAUGUAGAAGACAGCAUAGAGGAGACAGAACAUGAAGAUGAAGAGGAGGAAGAUUCAUACAGCUUUCAAAACAGUCCUGACAAUUUGUACGCCAGCAUACCUGAUGAUCUCGAAGAGAACAGAAGAGGCUGCUUUUUCUGUAAGAGGCCACCCCCUCCUCCUCCUCGAAAUCUGCCUGGCCUCCUAAGACGGGACGAUCUGCACAAUUUAUCACAAGAGAGGAAUUUUGUGGAGGAUGGAAGUGAAAGAGAACAUGGUAAUGGACUCAUAACAGCACGCUACAGAGAAGACCAAGAUACAUGCAAGGAAGACAGCAAGGAGGAAGACCCAUACACUUUUGCAAAACUGGAUGAAUCUGUGUAUGAUUUCAUACUGGCUGAGGAGGACGGGAAGAAAAGGAAUGAACACAGGUCUUUUAUCUUGAACAGGGCACCAGCCCCUGCCCCUCGUCCCAUGUGUUUGCCAGUCAGAGAGGAGAACACUCCCUAUAUAGUACAAGUGUUUCAGCAAAAGGCUGCUCGAGUGCCCAGUGAUGACAGGACGUACUGCAAUGCCAGGAAGCCCGGAGCACACAGAGGCCACACUGACACAAUAACUGAUAGCACUGCGAAAUACAACAUCUCUGCUGAACAGGAAGCACUCAUCCACUUGCAGAAACAGGUGAAAAAGGGGGCAAUUUCUGUGGAUGAAGCACUUGACAGAUUUAAACAGUGGCAGAAUGAAAAACAGGGACUACAGCCCAGUCAACAGGAAAAAAUGCACCACCUUAGAGACACCACUAUUGGAAACAGACUAGAAAAGGAAAAUCUGAAUGUUCCUAAGGAAAGCAGACCAGACAACAUUCAUUUUAGAGACCUUUUGUUCCACAUGCCAUUUCAUAAAACGUCUCCAACUAGGAGCCUAACAGACAAGGAACAGAUGCCUAAUUAACAGAGGCACUGAAUUUCUUCAGGUCGUUGAUCUCUGCAAGAACAGUCUGUGCUGAACAGCUCUGAAAGUCAGAGUUAGAUUUUCUUCUUCAGUUUCCUUUCCUUCAGAUGAGUUCAGGACAUGAAAGUGUCAGAACAAAAGGCUACCGUUUUAGAUAUCAGUAGUAUUUGCAAUUUUGCAUUAUUAUAGUUACAAAAGGGAUUAAAUAAUAUUUGCUCGCAUUGUAACAAAACGACACAAUGUAUUCCUGAAGGCAUGUAAUUUGAAAGGUUUUGUUAGCUAAGUUACUUUGAUUAAGUUGCCUCUCCAACUUUUCCAAGUGGGGGGAACAUGUUACACUGUUGUAGUGUCAUUUUUGUGGCACUGAAAAUGGAUAAUCUUCAUUGAGGUCUUUUCUGCCACCCUUCUCUCAUGCAAAAAAGAACACAGCUGCUCCGUGUGAGAACUGUGUUCCCAUGUCUCAUUUUUUGAGCCACCUGCCCUCCUGCUCACUGGAGUACAGUGCCCACACCAUAAAACAAUAGGUACCUCCUCUGCUGCUGCUUAUCCGCUAGAUCACUUGUUCAGGCCCCCCUCCUCCAAAGUUCUCAUAAGACCCAAAAAAUUGGCCUUCUGGCAUGACCUGAAAAUGAAAAAUUUUAACUCCUCCUUCAAGAGGCAGCUCAACUCCUACAUGGGUUUUCCUAACAGAGCUGUUUCCUUGAGUGGGGCUGAAGUCACCUACACUAAAUGCGUAAAAAAAAGCUUUGAAUGUUAAAAGCUCUGAAGUUGGAGAGAACUAUUAUGAAAAACUUGGUAAUAGCAGAGGUGCUUAUAAAUUGCGGAUUGCUAAAGUGAGAUGAAUCGUUCAAGGGGGUGAGGGGGAAUUACCCCUGGGAUCAGAAUAGGUGAUCUGUUGCUUUUAGACAUUGUUAUGUGGGAGAGAGAAGGUGAAUUAGAUGUGGGAGAACUUGAAAAAUACAAUUUACCCAGCAUAUUCAAUCGAUUCUGUUUGUGAAUUAUCCACACCAAACUCCGAGGAUCUCCUCUUCUGCAAAGUACAGCUUUGCCAUAGCUUUCUCGCUGUUUUCUGUCUUUGGAUUGGUUCAGAGGCCUUAUAAUCCCAUAGCACUAAAUUUACUAGUAUUUGAAAAGCAAAGGGUUUAUGUAGAGGCACAUGUGCCACAGCUGUAAAGUAGUAGAAUGGCCCUGGCAAGAUUAAAAAAACUUGGUGGUUUGGGGGUUGCUUUUUUUUUUUCUUCUCUAACGCCACUUUCAGGGAGAUCAGCCUGACAGAGAGAUGAGGUUUUAUAUAAAGAUAUAUUGCGUGCUUUGGUUAAUUAUUGUUAAACUCAUUUCAAUUUUUCCGUAAUGCUUGAUAGUUUUUAAAGAGUAGAUCAUAUACACAGAAGAGGACGAUCAUGAAAAGUUGUGAAGAUUAUGAAGUUAUAAUACAUUAAAUUUAGUUUUUACUUUUUGUUAAGACUUUUUUUAUAAGCUUUGUCUUUCCUAGGAAUAAUAAUUGUACUCAUCACUACUUCAAACAGUUGUACUCAAAGUAAAGCUAAUUUCUAAAGUCAAACUAUGUAAAUCAGUACUAAUUAUUUACUAAUGCAUUAAAGUGAUUACAAGAAUCGGGUUUACAAGGAAA
Phalacrocorax carbo (great cormorant) is the source of this 4069-nucleotide messenger RNA. NCBI's taxonomy places the organism in Eukaryota, Metazoa, Chordata, Aves, Suliformes, Phalacrocoracidae. The record is from RefSeq and is a predicted model, not a curated record.